Molecule: messenger RNA, 1655 nt
Organism: Fomitiporia mediterranea MF3/22
Lineage: Eukaryota; Fungi; Basidiomycota; Agaricomycetes; Hymenochaetales; Hymenochaetaceae
Exons: 13
Coding region: 448-1194 (248 amino acids)
Source: RefSeq, a predicted model, not a curated record
CGGUAAAAGAACUAUCACGGUUCUGUGAUUGCAAAUUUUCGAUUGCACUGGCACAUGCACAGGCAGACUGCGGAAGGCCCGGCACGCCAUUUUGUCUUAUACCACUUAUGCUAUGUCUUCCGUACAAGCGAACUCGGCAGAGAGGACUAAAUGGGGCUCGGGGCUCCGAUAAGUUCAGCUUUCAAGCGGCAGCAAGUUCUCGGUGACAUGGAAAGAUUUCUAUGCGGUGAAGCUUCGCGCUCCGGUUCCCAUCAUCUUCAGAACUUUGCUAUUCAUUGUAACUAUAAAUGGCUUGGUAGAGUGAGAAGAUUUCCACCUGAGGUUCAUAUUCGUUCAUGGCUGUAUGGUUCUCUACCGCGUGAUCAGUUCUCAUAUCCUCCUGAAGCAUUUGAUCGCUGAUUCAUAAGAGACGACACGUACCGGGCGCUCACGACACAGCUCUCACAGAUGUCGUCUUCACUCAGUGGAAGCCAGCUUGCUGAAGCUGCUUUGCAUCUUCAGGCAACCAAAUAUUAUGCAAUUGCUUCCUUCGCCAUGCUUGUUUAUGACAUCUUCCUAACGUUCUCGACCGAAGUCGAAAAAAUCUGGAAACGGAGAUUCACGGCAGUGACAGUAUUAUGGGUAAUGAUCCGAUGGAUCUAUCUGGCAGGAAUUAUUGUCAUAUACGUCUCAUAUUUUGACCCGGACUGGACAAGCACUGUCUGUGCGAAAUAUGUUAAGUUCCCUGGCUACCUCCUUAUUUACCAGAGGAUCGUGACCGGAAUGAUAUUCAUACUUCGAACAUACUGCCUGUACCAGCGAAGCUGGGUAGCCGUUGGCAUUAUCAGUAUAUUUCUGGCCGCCGAGAUUACAGUAAAAUUUGUGACGCUUGAGAAGUGGGCAGCGAUGGUCCACUUGCCUCCUCAGUUAUCAGGAUGUUUCCUAGCUGUUGCGCCAGAAAACGCGUCGAAAUACGUUUGGCACUGGAUCACGGAACUAUUCACUGAUGCAGUGAUUAUGCUUCUGACUGCAUAUCGGUCGUACAGGGUGUACACCGAGUCCAUCGCAAUUACUCGAACACCACUAUGGAUCACGUUCCUGAGAGAUGGAUUCCUAUAUUUCUUUGUCAUGUUCUCAGCGAACGUGUGUACAGUAACUUUAUACCUCAUCCUCCCGGUAUGUCAUAGGACGUUUUUAUGUCCAUCAUUUGCCUGAUUUGCCCAUCUCCCUUAUAGCAAGAUUUGAAGGACAUCAAUGCUACAUUCACCGCGCUAAUUAGCUGCGUUUUGAUUACGAGACUCGUUCUGAACCUUAAGAUCGUAGCAUCGCAACAAGGAUCAUCGAUGAAAGGGAGAUCCUUCACGUCGGAGCUCGAGGCCGUUUCCGUGUGGGAAUCCAAUAUUCUAGGCGACAUAGGUAACGAUAUCGAGGUCUCACAGACAUCCAGAGCGAUAGGCGCAGAGAGAGACCGCGAUGGUGUCUCGAUCGAGCUCAUGCAUCUCUCACCAGCACACAGUCCUGCCCCGUACGCGACUAGAUUCCCGAGGCAUUGAGAAUUGAGGUUGACAUUCUCUGCUUGCGACGGAUUUCCUUGUUCACGACUUUAUCAAGCCUUUUAUCAUUCUUUAUUAUACGCUAUUUAAAAUUAUUGUAAACAUAGAACAUGCAUGUAGAGU